CAAGGUGCAGGACGAACGUAACCGCUGGUAACGACUCGCUCGCGCGAAAUGUCCUUCGCAGUCGUGCGUACUAACAGUCCGAAGAAUCAGAAGAAUAUUCCUUCCUCCACUCAUCGAGCCGGCCGGCUGCCGGCGAUCGCGGGCAGUCAACAUUGCGAGCAAGGUCGCAGCGUUGCGCUUUGUUUACGUCGCAACGUUCGUGAGUGCGCGAUAACGCUGUGUUUGACCGCUCGGAGCUUCACAUGUCGUACGUACGCCGUCGCGCGAUUAUCUUUAUCGAGGAUGCAUAUCUAACAUCUAAGAUAUGCGUGUCAUGUCGGAAUCCGAAAGGUGCCGUUGAGUCGUGGAAUUCGUGAGAUUUUGCUGUGCUCGAGAAAAGUGAAACGGCAUUUACGCUGCAUCACGGGGACACAAAAAAUGGAGUUUAAUUCGGAAAAAAAACGCACGUGACGUCACAGUUAUUUGGAAGAUGAAUUGCUAUACUGUACGUAUCGACGUUAUACAGUGUGACACGUCAUGUUUGGACACUAAAAAAUGUUUUACAAUAGAUUGGGUGUAACUUUGGUUGAUACAAGCUUGAUAAUAGGUUCGACGGCAGUUACUUCUCUUGUCGAGUUUUUGCAGCUUUAUCUUACAACUUUCUGCAUGAUUCUCCACGUCUCGUCAAACUCUGACAUGGAUUCCAGAUUCUUUCUUCACGGCAUUGUUAAGUAAUAGAAUUGACAGUCACAAGGACGAGACUGGUGCACUUUUUAUAGACAGGGACCCAAAACUAUUCUCCAUUAUAUUGAAUUAUCUACGUACCAAGGAUAUUGAUCUGAAAAAUAUAGAUAUUCGAACUUUAAGACAUGAGGCCGAGUACUAUGGCAUCACUCCCUUAGUUAAACGGUUGAUGCUCUGUGAAGACUUGACUCAAUCAUCCUGUGGCGACGUACUAUUUUAUGGCUACUUACCACCUCCAAGUAUACCACUUCAAGAACCUGUUGCUGUAACAUCAAAUGUCAGCGAUGUGUCGGUUCAUAUUAGAGUUAGUUCUAAUUCAAAUUCUAGAGUCGACGGACCAUCUACCUCGCAAUCUAUGACAUCCACUAACUCUACUAAUCAAAACGCCAAUGUAGGUCCACAAAGUCAUAAAGGUGUACUAGGAACACAUAUGAGGAAUUCCUCCCUUGAUUAUCGAUUGCCACAACGCGGUCUCCCACAUUCUCGCACACCAUCUCUAGAUUUGAGACACGCUAGAAACAACUCAGCUGAUCUGAAUAAAUUGUAUAAAAACGAUAUUGGCCUAAUAUUUGGAUCACAACAAGUUUCAUCAUGGGUAGAUCCUCUGAGAGUGCAGAUCAUAAAGGCACAUCACAAUUGGAUAGUGAUCGCUUACGCGCAUUUCAUCACAUGCUACCGACUAAAAGACUCAUCUGGAUGGCAACAUGUGUUUACUAGUCCACACAUCGAAUGCAUAAUAGAGCGCGUGGCGAUAAACGCAAAGAUGGGAAGUGGCGCGGAUGGUAAAAUGGUCGCGAUCUCUUACGGUAGCCAAGUAAGACUUUGGGGUGUGUCCGAGGAAGGGAUCAAGAUCAACGUGGGUACGUUCAAUUUGAAUGUACGUGUAGAAUACUUGUUCUUCAUUGGCAGCCAAUUAGUCGCGUUGUCACCGACCGGAAAAAUUGGCGUGUGGCAUGCGAUGACUCAUCACUGGCAGAUACAGGACGUAGUACCCAUCCUAUCAUUUGACACGGCUGGAUCAUUUCUUCUAUUAGGUUGCAACAACGGUUCCAUUUAUUAUAUUGACAUGCAAAAGUUUCCUUUGCGAAUGAAGGAUAACGACCUGCUCGUGACCGAAUUAUAUCGAGAUCCGAGUUACGAUCCCAUAACUGCAAUAUCUGUGUAUUUGACGCCAAAAACUACAUCUGAGAGGGGAAAGGGAGGUCUCUGCGGAAAUUGGAUAGAAAUCGCUUAUGGCACCAAAUCCGGAAGUGUUAGAGUAAUUGUCCAACAUCCCGAAACUGUUGGUCAUGGUCCACAGCUAUUCCAAACUUUUACAGUACAUCAAAGCAGCGUAACCAAAGUAACACUUUCGGAAAAAUAUUUAGUGUCAGUUUGCUCGGAAUAUAAUCACGUCAGAAGUUGGGCGGUGACCAGAUUCCGUGGAAUGAUUUCGACUCAACCUGGAUCAACACCCGAGGCGAGUUUCAAAAUUGUUUCUUUGGAAGCAAUAGACCCAUGUGUUAGCUAUAACGCUGGCAACGAUUUUGGACCAUUCGGCGAGCAAGAUGACGAGCAGGUGUUUGUGCAAAAAGUCGUACCCGAAACUGAUCAGUUGUUCGUGCGAUUAGCGUCGAAUGGAAAAAGAGUUUGCGUAAUACAGUCGGUAGACGGCAGCAUCAUAAGCUCAUUCUAUGUGCACGAGUGUGAAGGUUCUAGUCGCAUGGGCUCAAGGCCUAGACGGUUCAUAUUUACUGGUCAUUCUAACGGCACUAUUCAAAUGUGGGAUCUCACAACGGCAUUGGAUCCGUCUUUUAAUGCUACUCAAGCAAAAGAUACUUCUGGUGGACCUACGCCAGAGGAACUCUGGAAAUUGUUAGAUCAAUGUGAUCUGAGUAACAGUCAUUGCUCAACGCCUUGCAUCAGUCCGUCUCCUUCGUUGCUCGCAGCUGGACCUAGAAUUAAAUCGAGCAACGUAUUGUUUCUCAAUCAAUCGCAAAAUCCAGAACCAGCGCCUGGACCAAGUCAAACAUAAAGAUACCUAUUCGAGGUAUGUCGUGCCAAGAUGUACACAAUCAGAAAAAAAUCUGCAUUUAUUUAGUUAUUUAUUUAUUAAUGAAUCACUAUAAAUCGUCAAAAAGUCUGUAGCCAUAGUUCCUAAAUCACCAUCUUUGCAUCUUCAGUAGCGAUGGGAUUAAAUAUCUUAUAAAUAAGUUUGCAUACUCUCAAAGUCUCUAUGAUUAUUUUGAAAAAUAAAAGCAGUACUUU
This is a messenger RNA of Monomorium pharaonis (pharaoh ant), 2970 nucleotides long. Its product is annotated as BTB/POZ domain-containing protein KCTD3. Gene Ontology annotation, molecular function: protein binding. Bases 893 to 2737 code for a protein of 614 amino acids. The transcript is spliced from 13 exons. Gene Ontology annotation, biological process: protein homooligomerization. NCBI's taxonomy places the organism in Eukaryota, Metazoa, Arthropoda, Insecta, Hymenoptera, Formicidae. The record is from RefSeq and is a predicted model, not a curated record.